AUGGCCACGAUGACCGUAAUCCUCAAUCGUUGUCUGCAUUCAUCAACAAGUUGGCGUAUAAUAGCUGUUGUUAUGACUGCUACAAUCAUUUUGGUACGAAGAUGUGAUUGCAAUAACAGUUAUUACGCAUCCGAUAAUAAAAUCGUACGAGAUAAUUAUAUGACAUUGGCUGCACAUUUCACCGCGGAUCAUCUGCAUAAAGCGUUACGAACACAAGUGAAUGAGCUGCUUGGUGUUCCAGUAAUGCAGUCGAUCAUCGAUGGACUAUGUUUCAAGAAGCGUUCAUUGAAUGCAUCGUUCAUCAAUGAGAUAACGAAUCGUUUGGACACAGCGUUCAUCAAGUACGUAACUUUACUGAAUAAAACACAUUCGUUUUUGAUGAGCAAUCAUCGACGCGAAUCAGCCAACUUCAGAGCGUAUCGAUCGAUGAUCGAAUGCUCGAGAAUUAGUCCGACACUUCUGUGUUAUGAGGAACAGUUUGGAACACGUGUGAAUUUAUCGAAUGCGUGCAGCGUUGUGAAUCGUCGUGCACAAAAUGUACUCUACUAUCCAGACAAAAAUCUCAUUAAUGUGUUACAAUCGAAUGCUCGUGAUGUUGGCAUUCGAUGGCAGUACGCGAUCGGUGUUCAAGGGACACAUGUCGAAUAUCCAGCACAUAUCUUUCCGGUUCAGAAACGCAGACAUUGGACUCCGUAUUUAUCCGCUGCAUUACCCUACCGAAAACGAGUGCUUAUUUUACUGGAUUUGGGCACGAUCAAAAAUGAAAUUCAAUUAACUCAUUUGAAAAAUGUCGCUAAAAUAUUACUCGAUGCAGCUACACCGAAUGAUCGAUAUAUGGUGAUGGUAGCGAAAGGUUCGAACGUCAGUCAAGUUUGUUGGCAUAAAAAUUUUGUUGAGUCUUCACAAGAUCAACUGGCAAUGUUGAUCGCAUUCGUGGAUGGUUUAGAGUUGAGCAAAGACAAGGGUUACUCGCAUACACGUGCGCUACAAAGCGCUUAUAAUCAUUUCGUUAAGGUGGAAGAGGAAGCACGUACAGUAUCAUCAUCAUCAUCAUCUUCAUCCUCCUCAUCGUCUGGACAUAAAAUUAGUGAUGUAACGGCAAGGAACAGUGAAAAUAAUAUUGUUUAUCAUAAUAUAUUGCAUUACGUGAGUCGUGGUGUUAUGUCAGAACUGAGCGAAGCUGCAUCCGUGUUGAACGCAUUAGCUGAGAUCAUUCUGCAAACGAAUAUUCGAGUUAAACUCAAUACACUUGCACUUGUUGAGCGUGAACGAGUGCCAAUGUUAUGGUCAACAGAAUUUUUGAAAAAUAUUGCUGAGCAAAAUUUCUCGAAAUAUCGUCAAUCGUUCAGUGAAAAAAUCAAAAUGGCUCUUGGUACAACCAGGUUGUCUGCGCCAAAAGGGAAGGUGAGUGAACAGAGUAAUGACAAUGAUAUCGCAUUUCAGAUGUUAUUGAUAAAUGAGAGUGAAUAUUCAUUGUUGACAUUAACGCAGAUCUAUGAUUUAUUAUUGUUCGAUGAAUAUCGGUUAGAAAACAGGUCGUCGAAUCACGGUGGUGAUGAUGGCAAUAAUAUCAAUAAUAAUAGUAAAAUAUUCUGGUCGAAUCCGUUUCGAGAAUCCCAAUCAACACUUAUUUCAAUAUCGAAGCCUGUUCUGAAGAACGAGCAUUUGAUUUCUGUUGUUGGCAUCGAUUUGAACUUGGAAGUUAUCACCGAUAUCGUUAAGUAUACAGAUUUUGUCUUGAUGGCACCAUCGCACACGCGUUUACGUUUACUGAUCUGUGAUUUGCGAGGACGUGUAAUUGUUGACUCAAAACUGCGCAAUACACAACCGUGGCCGUUGCACAUUGCCGAUUUGGAAGGUUGGUCAUCGGCUGAUCGGUGGAUGAGUGGAUUCUUUGAAUCUUCCGAACUGGAUGAGGGAACUUUCGAUUUGGAGCAACGACAGCAACAACAAUCGAAUACGACCACAAUAAAGCUAAAAUAUAGUUGGAAAAGAUUGAAAAAUGCGCCGUUGAUAGUGGUUUUGGUGUUACGAGAGGCAAACAGCGAAGCGAAGAUAGCAGUGCUUGAGAAGAACGCUCGACAGCAUUAUGCUCUUGAUAAUCUGGUUUAUCAUCGCUUGGAUGUUCAGCGUGAUUCAUUUCUUCCGUACUGCUCGCAUUUGGGCUCAUUGUCAAGCAUGAAACUGGGUGGAGUGUAUUUGAGUCCAAGUGAUCCAUUCGGGUUAAUACGUAAUACGGGAAUUCGAUCUGGUGUACGUGAACAUGUAGGCGCAUUAUCAGGCAUUAUCACUUAUUGGCGUGAUAAGGCCGCACCACUCUCGAACGAAUACGUUAUCAGACGUUAUAUUGCAACGUCUCGAGGCGUUAUGAUCACAUAUCCGGCGACAGUUAUCCGCGAUAAUUACGAUCCUGAUCUAAACCCAUGGUACACACGAGCACUAAAAUAUCCUGGUCGAAUUGUUUUAACAGGACCGAUUUUGGAUGAUGAUGUUGGUCAAGUGAUCACCAUUUCAACAGCUAUCUUUGAAGGUCAAGCUGGUAGUAUGCAUAACUCGAAAGAGGAUCAAGUUUUUGCGGUUAUUGCAAUGGAUGUGACGAUUGGUUUCAUGGCAAAACUGAUACGAAACACUUUACCGGUCUGUCAAGAGUCGCGGCGAUGCGUUGUAUUCGACGAUUUGGGAUAUGUUCUAACGCGAGGUACAGAAACAGGUUUAUCACAAAACGGUAAUAAGAAAGGUUCAGCAAAAGAACGUGCUAGUGAUGAUGUGGAUAAGAACAGAGAUAAUCUGCCAUCUUCAUCUGCAUCGAACCUAGAAGAUGGUGUUGAGUUACGAAUCGCACCUGAUAUCUCGCCUGUUGGAUCUGCUGGAGAAACCAUGCAAACAACAACAUCAACACGUAGCGGAUUCGUAUCUGCAUCAUCGGAUGGUGGUUCCAGUCGUUCAGGCUCUGACUCCUCAAGUUCAGCAUCGAGCUCGUCAUCUUCCUCGUCAACAAUAACAGCGUCGUCAAUGCUGAAUUCAGAUGCUGUUGAACGAUUCCAUAUGAGUCAUUUAGAACCACAACUCGUCACUCAUCUUAUUCAAAAUCAACAGUUCGUCACAAAACUGCAGUGCGCACAUUGGCAAACAAAAACAAUGCAGCGUUUCUUUCAGUUCAAUGUCUCGUAUGCAGAUGCUUUAACGGUGUUAUGUGAUGAAAAUGGAUAUUCAACAACAUCAUCAUCAUCCUCACCACGGCAAUUCCAAUCGAAAUUUGCUUUAUCGUCAGCGUCAUCAUUAAGUUCGUCUCCUUUGAAUAAGCCAAAAAGUUUACGAGCUGAAUUGAUCCCGAUUCCGCAGUCGAAUAUAUUCUUAGCAUUAAUCAACGAAUCAUGCACACCAGUGCAUCCAAUUCAGGCAUUCUGUCCUUGUUCAGUGAGUGAUCGUCGUUGUUUAUUGUGUUCAAGAUUCGAUGAUACAGAAUGCGAAUGUCCAUGCCAGUGUCCGUUGGAGAUUGAUAAGCAGUGCGCUACACCUGAUUAUUUCUCGAAUUCAUCUUACUUAUUGAACUCGCAGCACCACAAACUGGUUAUUUAUUCAUUUUCACGUCAUUUCUUCAUCACUUUUUUACAUCUUCAUCAACAACAACAACAAAAUUCGAUCGUUUCAUCCUUACCCGCCAUCGAACAGUGUGCUGACUUAGCCAAAAUGGUGCCAUUCACCGUAAGACUUUCACAAAAAUCGACGCUACCAAAAUGCGUCGAUAUUAGAUGUGAAGAAAUGAGUAGUAUCGAAAAGUGUUUGGGUGUGAUUGGUUGUCAGUGGUGUACUCUUAAUGAGGAUGCUAAGAGCUUGUUACCUAAUGCAUUUUGUAGUGCUAUUGAUCAGUGCUAUAACGGUAUAAAAGGCCGUCACAUAAAAGGCUCUUUGGAUAGCUCAUCGCAACUCGCAGCACAGUGGUCGGUGGCUACACCAGUCGGUCCAGUUGCUGCCGGUAUCAUGAGUGUUUUCUUAAUAAUGGUGAUCGCCGUGUAUUGCUAUCGUAGUCAGGUGAGCCGACUGGUUGAAACUCGUUCACUGACCGACUCGUUCGACGCACCACUAUGUGCGCAAUCGGCUGAUGAUGAAGAUUUUCAGUUCGAUCACGAUGGGUCGGCCACAUCUUCGGAUGCAUUAUUUAUUCGUUUUUGUUUAAAUCUACUCUUAUCAGUCACUAAUUUAGAUAAAAUGAUGACAUUGAUACAGUUGGCAUCUUUUGAACGUACUUCAAACCCACCAGCAAGUGUGAGACCACAAUAUCGAAUAUCACCACGAACUGAAUCAAGCGAUCAUGGCUAUUCAACGAUGACCGAUCGUAUGGCUGGUGAAGAGAGUGAAUGUGCCACUAGCAGCGUGAAUGUCUCACGACAGAGUGGCCGUACGAUGUUAACGACGAUUUAUGCGAACAACGACGACUGUUGUUCGAGUGUGAUAACAACCGAAGCGGACGUGCAUCAAAUUCCAAUUGGCUUGUUGAUGAGUAGCACCUAG
This is a messenger RNA of Anisakis simplex (herring worm), 4512 nucleotides long. Lineage: Eukaryota; Metazoa; Nematoda; Chromadorea; Rhabditida; Anisakidae. The record is from the annotation of a GenBank genome assembly.